AUGAUCCCACUCAGUUGGUCUGAGCAGGACCUGAGGAGCCUGGACCUGAGGCCGUCCAGUCCUGAAGCCUUCCUGGUCUUAAACCUCCUCAGCUGGUUCCUCACCUGGAGAGACCAUCUCACCACCUGUCCAGAGACAAUGACCUACAGUUUCAAUAUGACCAGCUGCGGACGAUCCUGCCGAUCUCUUAGCCAACCAGACGCCUCGUGCCAGUCCGGCUUUGUUCCAGUGGAUGGCUGCGGCUGUGUCGAGGGAACCUACAUGAACGACAAGGGCAAAUGUGUGCCCAUGAAAGACUGCCCCUGCUACCAUAGCGACAGCAUUAUUCCUGCCAGACAAACCGUGGUCAAAAAGGGCCACACUUGUACCUGCAGACAUGGAGUUCUCAGGUGUCCAGGAGAUCAAGAAGGCCCAAUGAAAUGCCACCCUCCCAUGGUUUACUUCAACUGCUCCACAGCUGGACCUGGAGCUAAUGGGACAGAGUGUGAGAGAAGCUGCAGCACCCUUGGCAGUGCCUGUGUGAGUUCAGCCUGUGUCUCAGGCUGUAUGUGUCCGGCAGGUCUGGUGUCUGACGGCGCUGGCCACUGUGUCAAAGAGAACAUGUGUCCAUGCGUGCACAAUGGAGAGGUGUACCAUGCAGGUGAAACUGUUAAAGUGGACUGCAACACAUGUGUCUGCCAUGAAGGGAAGUUCGCAUGUACCGAAAAACUCUGCGAUUCCAUUUGUAGUACCUUUGGUGACGGGCACCACAUCACGUUUGAUGGCAAAAGCUAUGACUUCAAUGGACGCUGUGAAUACACCUUGCUCACGGAUGCCUGCAGUGGGGGCAAAGGAAGUUUCCAGAUCAUCACGGAGAACGAACAGUGUGGAACUUUUGGAGCAUGUUCCAAGAUCAUCAAGAUCAUCCUGGGGAAUAAUGAAUUCCAACUCAGAAACAAUGAUAUACAGGUGGUUAAAGGCAGCAUGAAGAUGCUUGCUUCUCCGCCACGUUGGAUGGGUAUUUACAGGGUGAUAACCAUCAAGAUCGGACUGGUGCUCAUGUGGGACCAGAAGACAAGCCUGUACAUCAAAGUUCACCCAAAUUUCCAGCGGCAAGUCUGCGGUUUAUGUGGAAACUUUGAUGGUGACAGUGAGAAUGACUUCAUGACUUCAUUCAUGGACAUCACAGCAGACAGUAUUGAGUUUGCAAGCAGCUGGAAGGUUUUACCUAGCUGCCCUCAGCCCCCGCCGAUCACUGAUCCCUGUCUAGCCAAUGUCUACAGAGCACCCUGGGCCAAGAAACACUGCACCAUCGUCAUCAGUGCCGCCUUCGGCAAGUGCCAUUCUAAGGUGGAUCCUACUCCUUUCUAUGACAACUGUGUUAAAGACUCUUGUGCUUGUGACAGUGGUGGAGACUGCGAGUGUUUCUGCACAGUUGUGGCCGCCUAUGCUAAAGCUUGUAGUGAUGCUGGGGUCUGUGUGAGAUGGAGAACUCCGAACAUAUGCCCUAUAUUCUGUGACUACUUCAACGCCCCUGAUGACUGUGAGUGGCACUACAAGCCUUGUGGAGUUCAGUGCAUGAAGACAUGUAGAAAUCCAUCAGGAAACUGUUCCAAUCUCAUCAGCGCACUGGAAGGCUGCUAUCCAGAGUGUCCUUUCACCCGUCCCUACUUUGACGAAGACUCCAUGAAGUGUGUUGCUUGGGAUCAGUGUGGCUGCUACGAUGACAAGGGCAACCAUUAUCAUAUUGGAGAACAGCUUCCAUCGGAGAACUGCUACACUUGCCCUACAACUACUACCACUGAAACCACAACAACCACAACACCUCCCCCUACUACUACUACCACUGAGACCACAACAACCACAACACCUCCCCCUACUACUACUACCACCACUGAAACCACAACAACCACAACACCUCCCCCUACAACUACUACCACUGAAACCACAACAACCACAACACCUCCCCCUACUACUACUACCACCACUGAAACCACAACCACAACACCUCCCCCUACAACUACUACCACUGAAACCACAACAACCACAACAUCUCCCCCUACUACUACAACCACUGAAACCACAACAACCACAACACCUCCCCCUACUACUACUUCUACCACUGAAACCACAACAACAACAACAUCUCCCCCUACUACUACCACCACUGAAACCACAACAACCACAACAUCUCCCCCUACUACUUCAACCACUGAGACCACAACAAUUACAACACCUCCCCCUACAACUACUACCACUGAGACCACAACAACCACAACAUCUCCUCCUCCUACUACUACUACCACUGAGACCACAACAACCACAACAUCUCCCCCUCCUACUUCUACCACUGAGACCACAACAAUUACAACACCUCCCCCUACAACUACUACCACUGAGACCACAACAACCACAACACCUCCCCCUCCUACUACUACUACCACUGAGACCACAACAACCACAACACCUCCCCCUACUACUUCUACCACUGAGACCACAACAACCACAACAUCUCCUCCUCCUACUACUCCUACCACUGAGACCACAACAACCACAACACCUCCCCCUCCUACUACUACCACUGAAACUACAACAACCACAGAAACCACAACACUUCCCCCUACUACUACUACUACCACUGAGACCACAACAACCACAACAUCUCCUCCUCCUACUACUCCUACCACUGAGACCACAACAACCACAACACCUCCCCCUACAACUACUACCACUGAAACUACAACAACCACAACCACAACACCUCCCCCUACUACUACUACUACCACUGAAACUACAACAACCACAACAACCACAACACCUCCCCCUACUACUACUACUACUACUGAGACCACAACAACCACAACACCUCCCCCUACUACUACUACCACUGAAACUACAACAACAACAGAAACCACAACACCUCCCCCUACUACUACUACCACUGAGACCACAACAACCACAACACCUCCCCCUCCUACUACUACCACUGAAACUACAACCACAACACCUCCCCCUACUACUACUACUACCACUGAAACUACAACAACCACAACAACCACAACACCUCCCCCUACUACUACUACUACUACUGAGACCACAACAACCACAACACCUCCCCCUACUACUACUACCACUGAAACUACAACAACCACAGAAACCACAACACCUCCCCCUACUACUACUACUACCACUGAGACCACAACAACCACAACACCUCCCCCUCCUACUACUACCAAUGAAACUACAACCACAACACCUCCCCCUACUACUAGUACCACUGAGACCACAACAACCACAACAUCUCCCCCUACUACUACUACCACCACUGAAACCACAACAACCACAACAUCUCCCCCUCUUACUACUACCACUGAGACCACAACAACCACAACACCUCCCCCUACUACUACUACCACUGAAACUACAACAACCACAGUAACCACAACACCUCCCCCUACUACUACUACCACUGAGACCACAACAACCACAACACCUCCCCCUACUACUACUACCACUGAGACCACAACAACCACAACACCUCCCCCUCCUACUACUACCACUGAAACUACAACAACCACAACACCUCCCCCUCCUACUACUACCACUGAGACCACAACAACCACAACACCACCCCCUACUACUCAUACUACCACUGAAACUACAACAACCACAACAACCACAACACCUCCCCCUACUACUACUACUACUACUGAGACCACAACAACCACAACACCUCCCCCUACUACUACUACCACUGAAACUACAACAACCACAGAAACCACAACACCUCCCCCUACUACUACUACCACUGAGACCACAACAACCACAACACCUCCCCCUACUACUACUCAUAAUGAGACCUUUAAGAUUGACAACUGCACCCAUGGUAUCUGUGAAGAUGGCAAGAUAAUAAAGCAAGCUGUGACAUGUGCCGUACCAGUCAAACCUGAUUGUGUCAAUAACCAUGAGCCUGUCAAGGUCUAUGAUGAAAACGGAUGCUGUUUCCACUAUGAAUGUGAAUGCGUAUGCACGGUCUGGUCUAAAGACAUAAUCACCACUUUUGAUGGAGUAGCUUACAGUUACCAUCAGUUCUGCGAUUUCUACCUGGUCAAGGAGACUGAGUUUCAGUUAGACCUGAAUAUCUUAUUGACUAAUGAACAGUGCGAUGAAACCAAUGGCACCUUCUGUCCCCAGACGAUCACUAUUUUGUACAGGGCCUACAAGAUUGUUUUAACUCAGACACUGAGUGAUGGCAUUGUGGUGUACUUCAAUGACAAACGAGUCUAUCCUGCCCACUUUGUGUCCGAAGUGUUCAUCACUGGCACGGAUAUGACGGUCACAGUGGAAAUUCCCUUCAUCCAGACAAGGGUCGUCUACAGAUUAGACUCAUUCAGCAUUUACGUCGGUUUUUCACAGUUCAGCGGGAAAACACUGGGACUGUGUGAGUCUUCUGAAAUCCACACCAGCAAGUUUGAUAUUGGAAUGAUAGACUAG
Messenger RNA from Cheilinus undulatus (humphead wrasse), 4473 nucleotides. Its product is annotated as mucin-2-like. The transcript has 18 exons. NCBI's taxonomy places the organism in Eukaryota, Metazoa, Chordata, Actinopteri, Labriformes, Labridae. Gene Ontology annotation, molecular function: protein binding. The coding region runs from base 1 to 4473 and encodes 1490 amino acids. The record is from RefSeq and is a predicted model, not a curated record. Gene Ontology annotation, cellular component: extracellular matrix.